Molecule: messenger RNA, 7892 nt
Organism: Pecten maximus
Lineage: Eukaryota; Metazoa; Mollusca; Bivalvia; Pectinida; Pectinidae
Product: maestro heat-like repeat-containing protein family member 1
Cellular component (GO): cytoplasm
Source: RefSeq, a predicted model, not a curated record
UUUUGACCCGGAAGUCAACAAACCAUCACAUGAUGAGGAAGAGUUAGGGGAGUUUCUGUUUACCGUAAAAUACUAAUUAGUGCAGGUGUGACAUGCUGUAGAUGAUCAUGCCUGGACCAGACGAAGAUAUGAUUCGCAGCACGGGAGGUCAGGUCGAUGACCUGACCAUGGCUCUGAUAGAUGCUGCGUACGACCGCGAUGGUGAAUGUCAGGAACAGAUUGGUAAUGCCCUGUUUGACCUCGGCAAGAGAAAGCCAGCCUUGGUCCUCAGCAGCUGCUACGCCUAUCUUAAAAAACAUGCGAAGCUGGUGAAGGAACAUCGAGUGGUGCUGCUACAGUGUAUGGAGAGGAUAAUAAAGGAAAAACUGGAUGAUAUAGACACUGGUCUGGCAGUGGAUGUUGUCAAGCAGGCGGCAUUGGAGCUCACACUGUCAAAGGAGGUAGUGCCCGAUUGGCAGACGGCAGCUAGUGGUGUUUUGGUUGCCAUAGGUACGAAGUACUGUGAUGAAGUGAUGGACGAGAUGUUACAGAGGUUCCAGCCUGGCCAGCUUCCCCACUUUUUUGUUGUACAGACCAUCGGCAACCUUUCCCAGGCCAAUGUUUACCGAAUGGUACCACACUUAACAGCCGUACUGGGAACUAUGUUACCGAUGCUGGGUAUGGCCAAACAUGACAACAUGAGAUGGGUCUUCUCCGCAGCUCUGUCCAAGUUUUGUGAGGCCAUCAUUGAGUAUUGUGCCAAUAUCGACAAGGCUCCUGAUCCGUCCGUUACCAAAGAUCGCUUUUCCCAGGAAGUGGCGUCAGCUUUUGAUGUCCUCUUCAAUUCCUGGUUACAAUCAAAGGAAAUCAAGCUUCGCCUGGCCAUUGUGGAAGCACUAGGUCACAUGACACAUUUAAUGGCUAAGGAAAAGUUAGAUGAACAGUUACCACGGAUACUGCAGGGAAUUCUGGGACUUUACAAACGACAUCCCGAACCUCUCCACAUAACUACAGGUCUGUGUAGUGUGCUGGACGCUGUCUGUACAGAAGAGAACACGGUGUUGGAGCCCCACCUUGAACAGCUGCUGGGCACACUCUUUCCACAGAUUUUCAAUCCCCCGGACUACAACAAUCCAAACAGUAUCAAGAACCACAAUGAAGUUCUCCGCUGUUUUGCUAUUCUAGCUCGUUCCUUCUCUGGGAAACUGACAGGAAUCCUUCUAGCCAAGCUUGACAACAACAACGAAAAGACCAAGAUUGGCAUAUUGACCAUAUUCAAACAUCUGAUCAACGCUGCUACGGAGUCUAUGGCAGAUAAACAGGAAGUCGUUGUGUCGGGUCUAAAGUCCAUGGUCCUGGAACAGAACAAUAAGAUAAAGAAAAUCUUUGCUCAGGUAGUGAUUGCCAUGGCUCACCAUAACUACCUGGAACUUGAAGGUGGACAACAGAUGAUGGAGUUUAUUGUGAAACAGUGCUCCCUCCCUAAUGACCCUCCGGGAAAGAGAUCGCCAGACCCUGAGCAUGUAACAAAUAAACAGCUGAAGUUGAUGUGUGACAAUGUACUACAACUUCUCACAACCACAGUAGAGGACAUGGAACAGGUAUUGUGGCCGUACCUGUUGGAGCUCAUCGUGCCAGAACAGUACACAGAGGCAGCCGGAGUCCUCUGUAAAUGUCUCUCUCACCUGUCCAACAAAAAACGUGACGAAAAUGCAGACGACUACGAAAUUGAUUAUGAAACCCAAGCAAACGUGCCCAAGCCCCCAGUCCUGAUGGCGAGGCUCAUGGUGUUAGCAGGUCGCCCUACCAACGGACGAGACCGAGGUGUCCAAGUGCUAAUGACGAUGAAGGGACUUGUCCCUAACCUUGACGAGAACCUGGUCGACCUUUGGGACACCGUAAUCCCUAAACUCAUACAGUUUCUGGAAGAUGCCACAAGAGAAGACACAUUUUCACAGCAGAAUUGGGAAGAUUUAUUUUUGAAGCUGUUGUCUAAGAGUUUGGAUGUGAUGGAGAAUGAGGAUUGGACAGCAGAGCUGGGAGAAACAUUUGGCAAUCAAAUUAGCAUGUACAACAGUUAUCCCGAGGAAAAGAACUUCCUAUAUAAGAGUCUGGGUGUUGUCAUGAGAAAAUCAAAUAAGAAAGACUUCGUAAAUAAACAUCUGGACCUGAUCUUCAGCACUAUCAAACAUUCCGACCAGAUAGAGAGAGAGGGCUGUGCCAUAGCUAUGGGGUUCUGUGCAGCCUCCCAUUUAGAUGCAGUCCUAACUAAACUGGAAAGUGUUGCUAAAAAUGAGAUGUCUCAAAAAAGUGGUGGACUCUUCAGCUUCAUCAAGUCUCAAGGCGACAGGUCUGAAGCAGACAUAGAGAGAACCAAAGCUACCCUGAUGUUGUGUUACGGUUUCGUGGCCCUGUUUUCACCCCCUGGCCUGAUCGUGUCACGGAUGGAGGCCACCAUUCUCCGUGGCAUACAGCCAUAUUUUGCUAACGUCAAGGACAUGGGCGUCAAACAAAACUUGAUUCGAACCGUGGACCUGAUUGGCAAAGCCCUCCAUCCAGAUCAUCUCAAGUCUCACUAUAACUUCAGUAAUAGAGGGGAGUUCCUUAAUCACUUACAGAGUUACAUGAAGGCUGAAUCUACAGCAUCCAUCACGAACGAGACGAGAGCACUAGCCAUGCGAUCAUGUGCUACCCUGGUUAAACUGGAUCCCAAGCUGUCAGAAGCAGAGAUUUUCGAUUUGAUAAAGACAGCGACGGACAGUCUGUUCGUGUUGCCGAAGGAAGGAAUGUCACCAAAGAAGGGGAAAGACGAAUCGUAUGAUCAGAUGCUGGAGGCUGAGGUGUUACUGCAGUCCACAACAGAGGCCAUGCAUGAUCUCAUCUGUGUUAUACUCAGCAAGGACCUCACGCCAAAUGGCCUUGACUGUGUGUUCAAGCACAUGAUGAAAUGGUUUCACGAGCUGGAGGACCAAAGGCGAAUUCGGUCAUUAGAAACACUCCUCAUGGCAGAGGAGUAUAUACUGGAGAAUAUGGAUCCCUCUUCUGAGGAGAUAAAUGGAUUUGAGAACGAGUGUACCAUAUUAGCACGCUUAGUGCCUCGCUGUACGGAUCCAAACACACAGGUGCGACAGUUAGCUGUGGAUUGUAUACAGGUUGUACUCAAGAUGGCCUCCAGAAUAGAUGGAAACCCAGCCGAUUCCAAAGAUCAGAUGAUUGAAGCUUUGUCAACACUAAAAGAACGGCUGGAAAGCGACCCCACUGUGCUAUUCAGUGUCAUCAACGACCUUGCAAAGGUGAUAGCCAAGAAGUUGCCAGCUGACCAGCUACAGACUUUUCUAGAGGUGCUACAGGAUGGGUUGUUGGACCCCCAAUCACACAGCUCCUCAGGGGCCUGUGUCGUUCUGAAUGGAAUGAUGAAGGCUCGUGGUGGGGAGGUACUGAAACAGGUGGGCAACAUUGUGUCUUCUCUACAUGAGAAGCUUGGCCAGAUCGAAUUUGCUCAGACAAGGACGGGAACGCUGCGCACACUUCGUACCCUCACCAGCUUUCAUCUUACUUCUGUAAUGCAGUCUUUGCUCAAUUUCCCUCUCCCCUACGACCCGAAUGUAGUUGAGAUUUGGCAGAUAUUGUCUCAGGAUGCCCAGAUUACCUCCAGUAUGCUUGACCAUUUACUGGAGACACUACAACGAACUCUACCGUAUGAGGAACGCACCGAUGGAGACCGGACAGUCCGAAAUGCUACAGUAGCACCCAUGGCUGUUACCUGUGCCAUGAAGGUGAUAUUUGAUGUUGAGGAAACAGAAGAACAGGUGAUGAAGAACUAUCACAGAUUAUUUGCUGCCCUAAUGCUACGUGUUGGUUCAUCUAUCGGAGUCAAACCUCUCAAACAGAAAUCUGUCACUGUGAGGUCAGUCACGUCAAAUUUACCUACAUGCGACACUGUGAUAUAUGACGGGAUAAUCCUGUUGUCGGACACAGACUUGAUGUCGAAAACAUUGAGACAAAUAUUGUUAAAGCAGGAUAAAGAAGAAAAACCAAAGGAUAAGAAAAGAGCCGCUGCAUUAGCUGCAUCAACUCCGAAAGUACCGACCUGUAGUCAGUCUGCUGUGGUGGCAUUUAAAGCUUUUCUAGAACGGACAAAGACUAAGGACAUCCUAGAAGGACUUGAGGAAGAGGACUGCUGGGCUAAAUUGGAGGACGAGGAGGAGUACACUGAUGCUUUAACGACACUGACCAGACUGAUUGUAACUAGUACAGUGGCGGGGCCCCACACCUCACAGAUUGUUGCCUGCCUUACCUCCUCACUGUCAAGUCUCUACGAAACACAAAGGAUCACCACUGCAGCCUUCUUCGCAGAGUUGAUCAACCAGAAGUGUGCAGAUGACAGUACUCUUGUGGAGUUGGUUAUGAACAGUAUGCUAGGACGACUCGUCGACUCUUCCCACGUCGUACGCAUGCUGUGUAUCCGUGGGUUAGGCAACGUGUCUGCCAUGGGUCAGGAUCAGGUUCAGCGCUACUCCACCACUGUGCUGUCGGCUAUGAUGGCGGGGAUGGACGAUAAAGAGGACCCGGACGAUGACAUCACAAUUCAGGCAAUGAGUGGAUUAUCCCGCAUACUGCCAGAAAUUGACGAGAGCCACAUCCGUGCCAUUCUCAUCAACGUUGCUCUUCGGAUACGGCCUUGUUUUGAGAAGGAUAAGGAGGGAGUCCGAGCUCAAUCCUAUAUCCUGUUUGGAAACUUAUCUCGGUUCGGGGACGGUCCAUCUAAAGCUCCAUUCUUGGAACAGAUCCACAGCAACCUGGUCAGCCUCCUGUUGCAUCUGAAUGACCCCAAAAAGGAGGUCAUCAAGGCUUGUAAAGGAGCCUUAAGACAGCUUGGCCCACUGAUGGAGUCAGAGGACAUCAACACCAAAUUCCAAAAACACCUACUAGAGGAUGCUAACUUACAUUAUGGCGAGUUUAUGAAUGAUCUAUCAAAAUUAAUAAUCCAAGAUUUCCCAGAUAAAGUAAAUUUCUAUGCAAUGGGGUGCGUGUCAUUCUUCAAAAGUUCAUGGCCGGAGAUUAAAAGUAAUGCAGCAUUAUUUAUAGGAUUUUUACUUGGCAAUUUACCAAAAGACAAACAUGGCCUGAUCUCCAAAGAACACAUAUGUUCAGCCUUGAUAAUGUUAUUGAAAGACUCCACACCAGAAGUCCGAGCCAAAGCGUCUGAAGCCAUAAGUCUGCUCUACGAAUACUAAACGAACGACAAUCUUUUAUUAACAUAAUACUGCAACAAUUGUGCUCUACAGUUAUUGAGUGAUUUACAGAUUGAAUAUUCUCGUUUGAUAAGAAAUGUCAGCUGUUUUACUUCCAAGAUCAUCAGUUCCUGGACAACAGUGGAAUUAACAUUCAUUGUGGGAUAGUUUUUACCUUAUUAAGUUAUACAUGAUAAAGUUAUGUUUAUUAACUGUACAGUACAGUAGUAUUAGCUCCAAGCAAAAUUGUGAAUAACAUGUUUAAUGAUGUUUUUUUGAAGGUUUGCGAGAGACUCUCAGCUUUAUACUGAGAUUACGGUCUUAGAGUAAGAGAAGCUGCCAAACAUCAGAUUUCAUUGUGAAAAUUGAUAAAAAUUUCGUAAAAACUAUGACAGCAACUUUUUGUCUCUACAAGGGGAGGGUGAAUAGGCCUAACAAAUUCAUCAGCAAGGCCGAGAUAUUUUAUGUCACAUUUGAUUCAGAAUGAAUGUUUUUUGUUUGAAAGUGUAUGGAGUGAACACAAUGUAUAUUAAAAGCAUGGAUGCAAAGUCAAUAAGCUAAUUUAUUUUAAUUAUCAUCAUUCAGUAUAUUAUGCAGUCUGUACAUGGUGUAGCAAGAUCAAUUGUGGCCGACACACAUUGGAGUGUAAACAUGACAUUAUUUAUGGCAAUUAUACUGUGCAUCCAGCUAUAUGACAUGUAUGUUAUGGUAUUGCCUUUAUUUCAUUCACCGAUAUAUUACUAGAUUCAAAAUCAGGGUAUGAUCAACUGUCAGCUUACCAUUUCUGGCCUAAUAUAAUAGCAUCAUGGCAGUGUUUUGAGUUUCAAAGUCGAAAUACAGUAUUUCAAUAUGAUGGCAGAAGUAAUUUUACCCGUGUUUGCAAUGUAUGUGCAUGUCUUUUCGAUGUGAAGUUUCCUGAUACUGAUACUCUGGAAGGAUUUCCAUUAAAUAGUUUUAUUCUACUGAUAUUUGAAUUUUGGCUUCCUGAUGCUGAAGACAGAGAAGGGGAGGGGAGCAUUUUCAUUUCCUGAUAAUUGGUGACUGUAGGUUGGAGUCAUCUAUGAUUCUGCCAACUAAUAUUUAUUUACUAAACUUCAGAAACAAUCAAAAUCGAAAUGUGUGCAGUGCAACCAUCUCCCACACAGUUUCAGUUUUGUAUUUUAGAAAGGUUCCCUAUGUAUGACUAUCAGGAAUGCUGGGGGAAAUGUAUUUUUUUCCAAUAUGACAGAAUCACUCAUGAAUGAUAUUUCUCAUACAUUGUAAUCUAAAGCCUUAUAGUGAUAAUAUAACUGUAUAAUGAUUUAUCGUGUUGUCUUUUGUGUCUAUUUGUUCUAAAGUUUAUUUAUGUAGAAACCCAUAUCAUUAUAAAGUUGCACCAUAAUUCUUGAUACCAGUUUGCCGAGACAAAUUUAAGCUCAAGGCUAAAGGUUAAAUCAAUGUUAUAGGUUAAAUCAAGGUCAUGGUCGCUGCUGCAGAAUCCAUUUUUGGCUUGAUGAUGAAAAUGAAUUCUUGACAAAGUUUUCAGAUACAUUAUAAAACUUGUGUCAUAUCUCUCAAUAUCGCUACAUCCCACUGCUUGUUAGCAUGUAAUCAUGCCAGGUUGUCUUCAAUGUUUUAUCGCUUUCCAGUAAAAUCAAGUUUAUAUAUUAGCAAAUUUUAUAUCCAACAAUCUGACCCACUAUGGCAUUAAUUAUCAAUUAUCAAUUUAUUCUUUUUUUUUCAUCUAAAACCAUUUUUUUUCCGAAGGAUUCUUAAAAUAAAAUUUGAGGAAAUGAAUUUUAAAUUAUAUCCUUUUUAAUAUUGAAAGUGAAAAUAGACUGCAUGUAUUUUUUGCAGCAUUAGAAUUUUUUAUGAUUUAGAGAUUUUCAACUGAGUCAGCUACAGAAACUUUCAUGAAAUUUAUCAUCUAAAGAUUUGUCCUUUAAGAUGAUUCAUUGAAUGGAGACUUCAAAGUUUCUGAUCUGAAAACUGAUAGUGGCUGUCAGAUGUUUCGGUACAUAUAAUUAAACAAUAAUGUGAUCAUGUUUAUAUUUUGAAAAUAAGUGAAUGUUGAAGUGUUCGUUCAUUUUGGUUUCAUCACAGUCCUUUUCAUUCCAACAGUUUCACUGCAGUUGUAUAAAUUAUGUGCAAUAACGCAACUCUCCAAAUCAUUUUGCAAUAUCCUCAUUAUCACAGAAAAAUUAAUCUUGUCAGUUAAGAUACAACCCAUUUCCUAGUGACCGACAGCUAGGGCAUAGUUCCCUUUAUCUUAAUCCUCAGAAUGUCAUCAGUCUGCAUGGUAAUCCAGAGGUUCCCAUUUUGAUCACUCUAAUGAAGUUAUUGGGGGGAAAAACUUAGUGAUUACUUAUAAGCAGUAUCAAUAUUCAUAGGAAGCAAUUAAAAGAAUAUUUUGAAAUGUUGUUUUCACUUGCUUGCGAAAUUUUGAAAUCCUUUACUUUUUUUGAAAGGUAAAUUUAUGUAAUAAUUUGGUAUCUUAAUAGCAUAUUAUGAAUUCAAUUGCAUUUUGCUUUGUUCUUUUAUUGGUACAUCUGCAAUCAUGUAACAAAAUUAAAAAUCAAUUAUUUUAGGAGUAUGUCAAAUCUGUGAUAUUAAUCUGUGGCUUGUUUUUGUGGGAAGCUGUUGUUAUGUUUUCAAUAAUUUUGUGUAUGUUAUUGAAUAAAUUAUAAUAUUGCGAGUCAU